UCCUCAGCGCCGCCGCCAGAUGGGGGUGUGGGAAAUGGCGGUCUGAGGGGAGGGCGCUGCGCUCGCCUGUCACGCUGCCAGGACCCAGCUGCGCCGAACCCGCUGAUGCUUAACAGGACCUGGCAACGUGCUAAGCCAGAGGUGGCGUUUAGCUGCCUAGUUAAUACUUAAUUCACCGAGCACCAGGCUUGCUUAGGCAGCCUUUACCUCCAGUCAGGUACCUCCCCCUGCCCCACAUUGCUGUGAGGAGAUCUGCUGGCAGGGAGCCUCCCCUCACACACAGCACGUCUUGCUUCUAAGCAUCUGUCCGUGCUUCCAUCUCAAUCUGUGUCACUCCUCACUAACGAUUAGUUACACUAACAGUGUGGGGUUUUACAGUCCAACUCCCAGCGCAGUUCAGGGAUUCUUGCCCUGUUUCAGGGCAUUUGUUUGCUCUUCCUGCACAGAUUUGCUGUAUUUGGAUGUCCUGUCUCUUCUGCUUUGCUCACACAAGCCUUUUGCUGUGUGAGUGCCUCAGAAGGCUCACAGAGAGAACACAGGUCCUGCCCUGCUGUGUAGCAGCUGGGUCGGUAUUGCCCCAAAUACAGGUCCCAUGGGUUGGCUUUAACAGCACCUGUGUGGGUUAGCAGAUCUCUUGUGUUGGGUCCAUGGAUCUCUGUGCUGUUGGCAGGCUUUGAUCAUGUCAUUGUUGUGUCACCUUUCUAUAGGGAUGCAACUUUGCCAGCAGCGUAAUCUCAGAAGGUGUUCAGGAGAAAGCUGCUGAAGCCAAUACAGAGAAGCUGAGGGUACAGCAGUGUUUUGGGAGGCUCCUUUCAUGCUCAUCACACAGUGAGACCCAUCACAGCUCUGGGGUUGCUGCCAUUGCCCAGGGAAUGAAGCAUGGCCUGCAGGUCCAGUUCAGUAACCUUUCUUUGCUGUGUGUGUAUUUUUGAGACAGCAUCUGAGCAGUCGGAAAGGCUCGAGGAAGCAGUCCAGGCCAUUGCAAUGACAAGGAGCUCAUAAACCAGGAGGAGGAAUCUCAGUGAGUGCCGCGGCUGCUGCUGGGCAGAGCCAGAGGGAUGGUGGUAGUCACAGGGCAGAGCAAAGGGAGCGGAGACCCGGAUGAGGCCAUGUCGAGCUCGGAUGCAGAGGAUGACUUCCAAGAGCCAGCCACUCCCACGGCCACCCAGGCGGGCCAGGCGCUGCCGCUGCUGCCCCAGCAGUUCCCAGAAGUUGUUCCACUGAAUGUAGGAGGCAUGCAUUUCACUACGAGGCUGUCAACACUGAGGCGUUACGAGGACACGAUGUUGGCGGCGAUGUUCAGCGGAAGGCAUUACAUCCCCACGGACGCCGAAGGCAGAUACUUCAUCGACAGAGAUGGGACUUACUUUGGAGACAUACUUAACUUUCUGAGAUCUGGUGACCUGCCACCGAGAGAGCGAGUGAGGCCGGUUUAUAAGGAAGCUCAGUAUUAUUCCAUAGGACCAUUGCUAGACCAUCUAGAGGAUGUCCAGCCUCUAAAAGGAGAGAAAGUUAGGCAAGCUUUCCUGGGCCUAAUGCCAUACUACAAAGAUCAUUUGGAACGGAUAAUUGAAAUAGCAAAGCUUAGAGCUGUGCAAAGAAAAGCAAGAUUUGCGAAACUGAAAGUCUGUGUCUUCAAAGAGGAGAUGCCCAUCACUCCCUAUGAAUGCCCACAUUUCAAUUCUUUACGUUUUGAAAGAAGUGAAAGUGAGGCAAAGCUGUUCGAACAUCACUGCGAAGUGGAUGUAUCUUUUGGACCUUGGGAGGCUGUGGCUGAUGUGUAUGACCUUCUGCACUGUAUUGUGACAGACCUGUCUGAUAGAGGGAUAACUGUGGAUCAUCAGUGUAUUGGUGUGUGUGAUAAACACCUGAUAAAUCACUAUUACUGCAAGCGUCCUAUCUAUGAGUUCAAGAUCACUUGGUGGUGAGUUAUUUUGUCCAGAAUGGUGCAGGAGAUGAAAGGACUUCUAGAUGACAAUUGCUUUUAAUAUUUUUGCAACGUGUCUCUGGAAAUGCAUUGCUGCUAACAUAUAUUGGAAUCAGCGUGCUGAAAUGUUGGCUAGUGCUUAGCUGUUCAGCAAAGAGGGACCUGUCACAGAGGUUGAAAAACCUCUGCAAUAUUAAAAAACCAACCAAACAGCCUGAAAUGAGACUGUUGGCUCAGGUACCUCAAUGAGGCACAAAACAAAAUCACCUCAUGGAAAUUAUGGAGAGGAGUGUCUAACGUGUAUUUUUUAAUGUGCCACCUACUGUGUGGCUGCAGUCCCAUCGUCUGCAAAGUGGAUGUGACGGAUCUCAGCCUCGGGUGUUAGUAAUGCUGAUAGAACGUGGUUCCAUUUUACCCACUUCAGAUUGUUCCAGUCACUACCACUCAAUGGAUUGAGUAACACCCCGCACAGAGAUCCUGCAAGUGUAAUUUUGGUGUAAUAGACAAUUAAAAAAAAAAAAAAUAGAGGAGUAUUGUUGUGAAGAUUAAGCUAUAUACGUAUUUUUUAAAUUAAGAAUCUGCUUUGUGAAGUAUAAUAUUUAGUUGUUUCCGUUGUUAUAAAAAGGAACAGCAGAUUUGGAGAAUAUUCCUUAUUGCUUUUUGGAACAAUUACCAUUCAUGAAAGACUUGUGCCUGUUUUUAGCCUUAGAAAUUCUAAAUGUUUACAGUAUCUACAAAAAGAAACUAUAGAAUCAGGUCAUUUGCAGAGGCUUUUGGUGAAUGAGUAACUCCAUAUGUAUGUUCCUAUUAGCAGAAGUAUUAAGAAUAUUUAAUGUGUAUUAUUUUAUUACUGAUUCUUUUUACAUUCUGUGCUAUUAAACUCUGUUCUAGAGCUAGUCAAAAGAUGAUACGAGACAAGUGCUUCCUUCUCCUCACCUCUUCAGUUAAAUCUAACUGCCAGCAUUCUUGCUGACAUUUCUUUGUGUAAUAUCAGCACCUUUUUCUCAUCCUUCAUAUUAAAUACUUCUCCAGUUACCCACCCGUGUAUCUGGGCAGUACCUUUAUUUCCACGCUGAAAGAGGCAGCUGUUGCAGAGCUAUGUUCUUUCCAGAAGAUAAUUUUUGCACUUCUGAUGUUAGUAACCAUCUGCUGAAGCUCCAUUUCUGUAUGUCCAGAACUGAAAGACAGAUGGAGCGAUCUGAAGGAGCUGCUGUUGUGAGCUUCAGAAAAUGCAACUGUUGUUCAAAAAGACCCCACCUGAAGCAGCCUCACAGUAAUGCUGAGGAGGGAGGGAAAGUGUAUGUUUGCAUAUUGCAUUCCAUUGCAUUCGUUCAUCCAAGAAUCUGGCUUAAUGAUACUUCUGACCAAAAUACUUUACAGACGUAUUAAUUAUGAUAAUUAAAAAUAUCACUUACCUGGGAUAAUUUUUAGAGUAACGAUAAAAAACUUGAUAUAAAAUUGUCUCAUACAAAUAUUUUGAAAAGGCUGAUUGUUUGCACUGAUUAACGUUCACACUUCUAUGUGUUUCAUUUAGGAGUUUUUAUUAAGUUGUCUCUCCGAGGCGGGGACAUAAAGUUCUUAGGAGCUCUUUCCAAGUGCUUAUUUGGAGUGCAUUGCUGAGUUUCAGAUCCAGAGCUGAAAUAGUAAAACACAGUGAUGUUGGGGGGAGGGGGGCGAAUGUCACUUUGCUGUAUUUGAAUCUUCAGUUCUUCAAUUCAAUCUUUCUUUGGAUUUAAUUGCUCCUUAAAUACUGGCCACUGUGUUACAAGUCCCUGUGCCUCUAUUUGGCAAGCUACAAUUACAAGUCAAACAAACUUUCCCUAAACUGAGAGGAAGCUUGCAUGAUAUCUUCUCUACUCUGCUGGCUUCUCUCCCCCCAGGAAUCUCAAAUUGCAAACCACGGUUUGUAAUAAAAUGAUGUAAAACCUUAAGGCUGAGGCUUAUGAAGUGUUGGCUGCCUGUAUACUUCUGAGGUUAUUCAGGGGCUGCAGUGAGAAUCCCAGUUGUACUUCAAUAUUCUCUUGUUAUUUUUCUGCCACUUCCCAUAUCACACAGGACGUAUCUGGUUUGAAUUUCAGCACCACUGACUGAAAUGAAGCAGUCUGUUUUGACGGUGAUUUCUUUAUUUUUGGCUUCAAGUGUUGUUUAGCUGUUCUCCUGGAGAAACUGUGACAAAAUUCCUGUUUGAACCAUGUUUGUUAUUUCUUAAUGUGCACAUGUUGCUAUUUUGUAAACUUUUUCCUGUUAAUUGUUUAAUUAAAUAAGUGAGCAAGUAAGGAGACUGCCUAACCCAAAAGGUGAAAGUGAAAAUCUGGGUCUGUAUCAAUUGCAUCUUAACUGAGACUUCCAUCCUUCUUUCAUAUCUUCCAGAGGACGGGAAUAGUUAAGUGCAAUAUUGAAGGAGGAAACAGAUUUGAGCCAACGUGCUUUCAUUUAACUCACACACGGUGUGUGGUGAUGUGUACAAGUUAGCCAUACUGUUACUAACUGCGCUUGUUCUAAGCUGUCUUUGUUUACGGUGGGUUGAUUACAUUGCCUAACAUGCAUUUGUUUUUUGACAGAAACAGAAGAGUAGUGCAGGCGGGUGUCAGGGAGUGUAAUCCAAUGGCUGGUUCAUGUGACAUUACUGACUUUUCCUGGCAUAUAGCAUACAUUUUGAAAUUCUUUUGCAACAAAGAUGUGAGUAGCUGAUCUACUAAAUCAGUGUUUUAAGAUCAUUGGUUUUUUUAUAUCAUGAACAUGAUAUUAUUGUCUAAUUAAACUAAAUACCAAUGUAA
Messenger RNA from Gallus gallus (chicken), 4704 nucleotides. It is a transcript of the gene KCTD7, whose product is annotated as potassium channel tetramerization domain containing 7. NCBI's taxonomy places the organism in Eukaryota, Metazoa, Chordata, Aves, Galliformes, Phasianidae. The coding region runs from base 1059 to 1928 and encodes 289 amino acids. Gene Ontology annotation, molecular function: protein binding. The record is from RefSeq and is a predicted model, not a curated record. Gene Ontology annotation, biological process: protein homooligomerization. The transcript has 5 exons.